UUUAACAAUACUUAUCAUUAAUUUCUAACCUAUAAGCGAAUAUUUGUUUAUAUCUAUUUGAUAAUAACAUGAUUAAUAUUGUUUAGACUUUAGAACCAAAAAUGUUUCGAAUAUUAAACAUCCUUCAUAUAGCUCGUCCUAUUAAAAUUGUACAGCGACAAAAUCUGUCGAACGGUCAAAAGAAGUUUUUCAGCUUAACCUCAAGAUUAAGACAUGGUGAAUAUGAAUGGCAGGACCCAAAGUCAGAGGACGAAGUUGUAAAUAUUGUGUACAUAGACAAAGAUGGUAAAAAAACAAAUGUAAGAGGCAAAAUCGGGGACAAUGUUUUAUAUUUAGCACAUAGAUUUGGUGUUGAGAUGGAAGGUGCUUGUGAAGCAUCAUUGGCAUGUACAACAUGUCAUGUGUAUGUUAACCAGGAUUAUCUCGAUAAACUAACAGACCCAGAAGAGAAGGAAGAUGAUCUAUUAGAUAUGGCACCAUUUUUGAAAGAAAAUUCUAGAUUAGGAUGUCAAAUUGUAUUAACAAAGGAAAUGGAAGGAAUGGAGUUAACAUUGCCAAAGGCAACGCGUAAUUUCUAUGUUGAUGGUCAUAAGCCUGCACCUCACUGAAUGAGAAAACAAUAAGUCAAGAUCAUGUCCUAUUUCGAUUUAAAAAAUUCAAUGGUUUUGAAAUGCAAUUUAAGUAAUUAUUUUGAUUUAGUUUUUAAAAAAUGUAUUUGCUUUAAACAUUAUUUCUAUAUAUUGUAUAUAAAAGCUUUUUUGUGUUAGACCAAACAGUAAGAAAAGUUAAGUAGUACAAAUAAAAG
This is a messenger RNA of Nymphalis io (European peacock), 805 nucleotides long. RefSeq names its product adrenodoxin-like protein 1, mitochondrial (gene Fdx1). Gene Ontology annotation, molecular function: 2 iron, 2 sulfur cluster binding. The transcript is spliced from 5 exons. Gene Ontology annotation, biological process: P450-containing electron transport chain; positive regulation of oxidoreductase activity. Bases 102 to 608 code for a protein of 168 amino acids. The record is from RefSeq and is a predicted model, not a curated record. Lineage: Eukaryota; Metazoa; Arthropoda; Insecta; Lepidoptera; Nymphalidae. Gene Ontology annotation, cellular component: mitochondrion.